This is a messenger RNA of Diversispora eburnea, 200 nucleotides long. The record is from the annotation of a GenBank genome assembly. NCBI's taxonomy places the organism in Eukaryota, Fungi, Glomeromycota, Glomeromycetes, Diversisporales, Diversisporaceae.
AGAACCCAUUAUCGGCACAAGCUAAUCUUUCUAUAAAGGAGAAACUUCUCAAGAAUAUUUUCAUCGCAGGAUUAAAUCCCAAAAACCAGCUGAUGGCAGAAGAAUACGGAAAAAAACUUCCAUUAGAAGGUUUAGUAAAAUUGUUAACUAUAAAUGAAAUACGUGCUAAGUGUGAUCCACCUCCACCAUAUCACCCAUGA